This is a messenger RNA of Megalops cyprinoides (Indo-Pacific tarpon), 2439 nucleotides long. It is a transcript of the gene slc6a16a, whose product is annotated as solute carrier family 6 member 16a. Lineage: Eukaryota; Metazoa; Chordata; Actinopteri; Elopiformes; Megalopidae. Gene Ontology annotation, cellular component: membrane. The record is from RefSeq and is a predicted model, not a curated record. The transcript has 12 exons. The coding region runs from base 130 to 2217 and encodes 695 amino acids. Gene Ontology annotation, biological process: sodium ion transmembrane transport.
ACGAAAUACUCUUGCGAAGUUAACUGCAGAAGGCGUUUGGCAGUUCCAGGGAGUGAACGUGCAUGCACGGCUGGAAAAGCGGAGUGAUAGAGCCAUUGGGGGAUACCCCUGUAAGUAGAGUGAAAAAAGAUGGAGAAGCCACCAUUGCCCAAUGAUGAGGAGGGGACUGGGAUGAUGACAGAGAGUCAGUCAGAGGUUCAGCUCCUGGACACGGCGGCAGAUCAGAGUCAGUCCGCGGUUGAUCUGGACCCCUCUCGACCAGCCUGGGACAGCAAACUGCAGUAUGUGUUGGCCCAGGUGGGGUUCAGCGUGGGACUGGGGAAUGUCUGGAGAUUCCCUUAUCUCUGUCAUCAGAAUGGAGGAGGAGCGUUUCUCCUUUUGUAUGUGUUGCUCCUGGUGGUAAUAGGAGUUCCCCUGUUCUUCCUGGAGCUCGCGGCAGGCCAGUGUAUCCGACAGGGAAGCAUCGGGGUGUGGAAGCACAUCUCCCCCAGACUGGUGGGGAUCGGAUACUCCAGCUGUGUGGUUUGUUUUUUUGUCGCUCUCUAUUACAAUGUCAUCAUUGCCUGGAGCCUCUUCUACCUGGGCAACUCUUUCCAGUAUCCCCUGCCAUGGGAACACUGUCCUGAACUGAGCCCCAACAGGACUGUGAAAGAAUGUACCAGCAGCUCUCCCACCUCAUACUUCUGGUUCCGCAAAGCUCUGGACAUUACGGACUCCAUAGAGGAGACGGGGGAGUUCAAUCCCAUAAUGACCGGCUGUCUGCUGGCUGCCUGGGUUAUCGUCUGCCUCGCCAUGAUCAAAGGCAUCAAGUCCUCUGCCAGGGUGAUGUAUUUCUCGUCUGUGUUCCCCUAUGCUGUGCUGCUGUGCUUCCUUAUCAGAGGGCUGCUGCUGGACGGAGCCUCAGAAGGCGUCGCCUACAUGUUCUACCCCAAGCUCAAAAUCUGGGGGGAGGUGCAGGUGUGGCGCCAGGCAGCCACUCAGGUGUUCUUCGCUCUGGGGCUGGGUUUUGGAUCUGUCAUCGCCUACUCCUCCUACAACCCUCGCCACAACAACUGUCACCGUGACGCCCUUAUGGUGUCCUUCAUCAACUUCCUCACUUCUGUGCUGGCCUCCCUCGUGGUGUUUGCCGUGUUGGGCUUCCGGGCCAAGAGCAUUGCCAUGGACUGUGUGGUCCGCAAUGUGGAUCUUCUGACUGAGAUGUCCGCCACGGGCUCCUCACACCACCACUGGCCGUGGUCUGACAUGUCUGAUCCCAGGUCAGUGUCCCUGGCAGAUUACAGAGAGUGGUUCAAGCACUAUGGCAGUCAGAUGGGGGGAAACAUCACUGACUGCGUCCUGGAGGAUGAGAUGAACAAGGGUGUGGAAGGCACCGGCCUUGCCUUCAUUGCCUUCACUGAGGCCAUGGCGCUGUUCCCUGCCAGCCCUUUCUGGUCGGCGCUCUUCUUCCUCAUGCUGCUAAACUUGGGCCUCAGCACCAUGUUUGGCACCAUGCAGGGCAUCCUCACUCCGCUCAUGGACAGCUUCAAGGCGUUAGGCCGCCACAGGACCAUCCUCACUGUUUGCAGCUGUAUCCUGGGCUUUCUGAUCGGGCUGCUGUUCACACAGCGUUCGGGGAACUACUUUGUGACGAUGUUUGACGACUACUCCGCCACCCUGCCGCUCAUCAUAGUCGUGGUCUUCGAAACGCUCUGCGUGUCCUGGAUGUAUGGGGCUGACCGCUUCCUGGAUGACAUUGAGGUCAUGUUGCAGUGGCGCCCCCCGGUGUUAUAUAAGUAUCUGUGGAAGUACGUGUGCCUGCUGGCCAUGGUUGGACUGUUGGGAGCCAGCUUGCUGCGCAUGCUCUUCAAACGUCCCACAUACACCGCCUGGAACCACAACACAGCUGAGGAGACCGUGCUGGAGUACCCCGGCUGGGCCCUGGCUGUGCUGACGCUGCUGAUCCUGUUUGCCUCCCUGCCCAUCCCUGCGGGCUACAUCCACUACCUCCUGAAGACCCGGCUGAGCCGCAGCGGGGAGGGGGGGCACCAGCGGGAGGCAGAGAGGGAGAGAUACGCCAAGUGCAACUCGGCCGAGCCCAACUCCGCCCACGAGCUUGCGCGAUUGGACGAGGAUGGUGACGGGCGUCCCAGGGCCUCCUUCCUGCCAUUGGGCACAGAUGAAUAUAGGCUCCUCCCCCAGCAGGAAGAGGCAGAGGAUGAGGAAGACACCGGGGUUUGAGAGGAUGGCAGAGGGGAGGGAGCCGGAAAAUAGACAGAUGAGAGAAUAAACUUCUGGAGUUGGCAGAUUGCUGCAGCUCUUAAUAAGAAGAAUGAAUACAGAAGAAUUAUUGGAGAAUACAGAGAAAUGGCUUCCUCCUUACGUGACUGUAUAGAGACCAGUUAACCCAUCCACUCUUACAUAUUACUGUGUGUUAGAGUUCUUUGUGGUCCCUGUCAUGGG